Durio zibethinus is the source of this 1560-nucleotide messenger RNA. The record is from RefSeq and is a predicted model, not a curated record. NCBI's taxonomy places the organism in Eukaryota, Viridiplantae, Streptophyta, Magnoliopsida, Malvales, Malvaceae.
AUGAAAGGCAUUUUUCUAGAUGCGUCUCAAAUUCGUGAAAUACAACUAUCUCCAACAGUCUUUACAAGGAUGCCAAAUCUAAGAUUUCUUAACUUCUACAACCCUCCAUACUCUUCAAAUGGCGAAUUUAGUCUUUCUCUACAUAGUCUUGAAUGCUUUCCUGAUGAUCUGAUCUAUCUUUCUUGGGAGUACUAUCCAUUGAAAUCUUUCCCAUCAAAUUUUAUGCCAGAAUGCCUUGUUGAACUAAGAUUACCUGAUAGCAGUGUUGAACAACUUUGGGAAGGAAUUAAGACUCUUGUGAAUUUAAGAGUAAUCGACCUUAAGAGAUGCAAGAAUCUGACUAAGAUCCCAGAUCUCUCACGAGCAAAAAAGUUGAAAAGACUGAGUGUAGAUGGUUGUGAAAGCUUGCUUGAACUUCCGUCCAUGAUUCAUCUGGUAUCUCUUGAACCUAACCUCCAUGUUAAUCUUUGUAGCAAUCUUAAGAAAUUUCCUGAGGUCCCACAGCAUUUGAAGAGCUUGAAGUUAACCAACAAUGCAAUAGAGGAAGUUCCCGAGUCAAUCAAGUUUCUUGAUCAACUUAUCCAUUUGGAUUUGAGUGGGUCAAUGAUUCAAACUCUACCUGACAGUAUGGUUGAGUUGAAAUCUCUUCGAUCACUUGAUCUCUCGGGCUGUUCAACUCUAGUGGAAUUUCCUACGAGCGUCAAACAGCUUCCCAGUACUCUAACGUCUCUUUAUUUACAAGGUUGCAAGAGCCUUAAGUCUGUACCAGUGCUUCCACUAGGUUUAACAGAAUUAAAUGUAUACGAUUGCCCAUCAUUGAAAAGUGUAUCGGGAGCACAACAAUUCCAAUAUACACCUUAUGGAGGAAUUUUUCUCAUACACCUCAUGCGAUUCGGUAAUUGCUUCAACUUGGAUCCAAAUGCUGUUGAGAUCAUUGUGGCUAAUACACUGCUCAAAAUUCAUUGCAUGGCAAAUAAAUGGGUAAAGAAGAAGCCAGGAAAUGAAUUUGUUGAAGCAAUUGUUGCUAGCUCUGAAAUUUCAGAAAGGUUCAAGUAUCAAAGCACGAAUUCUUCAAAAACUGUCAAGUUGCAUCCAGAUUGGCAGGGUGUUAGAUCCUGGGGCUUUGUUCCAUGUGUUGUGGUUGAUUGUGAUGAACAUGAUGUUGAGAUUAUUCGGAUUAUCUGCAAAUUUCGGUUAAAAACCAAAGGCGGUGAUUAUCGUCAUUUCAAAAGUAUAUGGGAAUAUUAUCGGGUGGAUGAUCAAGACCCCGAACGUUUUCAGUCCAAUCACGUCUUCAUUUGGUUUGAUGACAAUAUGCUUCAAGAAGACGAGAAUUAUGAGGAGGCCUCGUUUAAAUUCUACAUCGAAGGUCACUCUAACAACGGACGGUUCGAUCGUUUCAAGGUGAAGAAAUGUGGUGUUCAUAUAUUCUAUGGGAAUGCAGAAAGAAUAAUUAUCAACUCUGAGGGGCAAAUUGUUGUAAAAGACAACUCUCUUUGUGAAUUUGGGCAGAAGGUGAAAGAGAUUUCGAUGUAUUCAAAGAAAUAUCUUCUUUUGUAA